AUGCGCCGUGGGCGGGCGCGGCGGGUUUGAACGGGGCUGAGGGGCGGCGGCGGCGGUUCCGUCCCCUUAGGGUGCUCGCACCCGGCCGGUCCCUGUUCCGCUGUUGUGACAGCACAGGAAAAUGGCUUCUUCAGAUCUGGAAGACUUGUGCUUUCACAUCAACAUGAAGAUUUCAACUAUUAAAAAGACUCUGCAAUUAAGAAGCAUAGGUCAAGAACCGUCCUUCAAAUCUAUGCUCUGUAAAAUAGGACAUGAGAUGGUCCUCUUGCAUGAUCUCCUGAAUAAAAUGGAAAUAGAAGUUCAGCAGCAAGAAAAACUGAAGAAUUUGCUCAAAGAGCUCCAGAAGUCUGCUGAGAGAGAUCAAAGCGAAGCACAGCACCUCCGUGAAAACAUUCCCCUCCACCUGCCUAAACCGACUCAGAGCUGUGUCGCGGGGCUGGCUGCGAAAAGCGAGGACCAAACGAAAGCUGCAGAACCUGAACAUGCCAAGAAACCUGCCAAGGAGCCGCGAUUUAUUAAGGAAGCAUCCUUAAUAACCACGGAAGAAUUCGAAAGCGUUCCCGCGUAUAUGAAAGGUCGCUUGACGUACGAUCAAAUCAACGCCGUCGUUCAAGAUAUCAACAAGGCCGUGGUGGGCAAGUACAAGAUCCUGCAUCAGCCUUUGAAAUCCAUGAAUGCAUCGGUCAGGAAUCUCUACCACCGAUUCCUGGAAGAGGAAACUAAGGAUACAAAAGGAGAAUUUUUUGUCGUGGAGGCCGAUAUCAAAGAGUUCACCCAGCUGAAAGUGGAUAAGCGCUUCCACAGGAUCCUCAACAUCCUGCGCCACUGCCAGCGAGUGAGAGAAGUCCGCGGCUCGCGCCUCGUCCGCUACGUCAUCUGCUAAGGAGCCUUCUGCAUUCUGCUUACCCAAGAUGCGUGGAGGGCAGAGACAUGAAGAGGUUUUGUCGUCCUCGGGGAGAUUCUACGUGUGGGCAUUCCUGUUAGGCUCUCUUAAUUUCUAAAAGGCAGUAGCGAGGACCAAAGAGUGUUUUCCAAGCAUCUAUUCUACAUUUGGAGUAGCAAUAUCAAAGGGCCUUGAAGUAUUUGAGCUUCAUUUCUGAAAACUUGGGAGGCACUGAUGUCUUUUGGUAAAUUACAAACACAAACCAGGUGCAGACGCAAACACAAACCAGGUGAAGUUGGCACACCUGUGGUCGUAGGAAGCCCUAAUCACAUUUUUAGGUCGGCGCUCAAAAGUGAAAUUAAUGUUCCUUACUACCCCGUAGCUACCCAAAGGAAGCAUUGGAUUCUUUUUUUAGUGCCGCAAACCGAUUUCCAGACUUCCUUUUCUUCAUCUUUUUUUUUUUUUUUCCUUCGUAUCCUAGUUGUGCGUUUUGGAGUUCCUUGCAUCAUUUGAACGGGAAGAUCUGAGGUGCUUUAACCAUUUCCAGUUCUGCUGGCCAUGUGGUUUUCAUACUUCAUCACGCAGCCAGAUUUUUUUUUUUUGCUCAGACCAACGCACCAGGUCGAAAGAGCAGAGCAGGGAUAAUUUUUUCUGUUGUAGUGAAAAUGUUGAAUUACACUUUAAAAAUACUGGUCAGACUCUGUUAUUUUCAUUAUAGAAGAUUGCUUUCAAAGGAUCUAUUAGCGUAGUAAAUUCCGGAGUAGAAUUGUGAUAGAUUUCAGCUCUGUGAGUGAUAAAAAUUGCUUUGAUAAGAAGACUUGUAGUCUUUUUUUCUUCCAUAAGCCUGUAUCUGCUGUUAUCCCAACAACUAAUCGAAAAUACCUCCUGUUUUACCCUGUCAGGUGACAAUUUAAUUCAUAUUAGAUAUUUAAUUCAUUCAGAUAUUUCAUCUUCGGUAUAGGAAGACGCGCAAAAUGAGAACUUCUGUAAUUUCUGUUUCCACAGUUGUCAGUUGGGUCUGUGAGAUCUGUUGUUACAAAGCUUAGUUUACAUGAAGAGAGAUUUGGGUCCGUGGAUCAUCAGGGUCCCUUUCCUCCCUGCUCUCAGCUUUGUGUACUCUUAACAGGCUUUCAAAAUUCCGGGCUUGUAACCUUCUUCUUAAUAAAAAGAAAUUUAUUCAUUUAAAA
Molecule: messenger RNA, 2070 nt
Organism: Cygnus atratus (black swan)
Lineage: Eukaryota; Metazoa; Chordata; Aves; Anseriformes; Anatidae
Gene: SKA1
Product: spindle and kinetochore associated complex subunit 1
Exons: 7
Coding region: 122-883 (253 amino acids)
Biological process (GO): chromosome segregation; cell division; regulation of microtubule polymerization or depolymerization
Cellular component (GO): outer kinetochore; mitotic spindle; spindle microtubule
Molecular function (GO): microtubule binding
Source: RefSeq, a predicted model, not a curated record